ACCAAGCCAUGACUGGAAGCCUCACAGUCACAGAGCAGUUUUGGAUUUAGCAUUUGGAUCAUUCACACUUCCUGUUGGAUCAAUACGUUUGUUGCUGUUGGGUUUUAGCCUGCUGGGGGAAAGACCAGACAGGGAGUUUAAUAACGUCUGUCACUGCCUCCUGGAGCACCUGAACCAUGGCAAACGUUCAGAGGGUGCAGAAGAAGACCAGCACCAUGUCCCUGACCAUCUCCUCCUCCUCCUCCUCUGCAUCCUCCUCUCGAGAGCUCUCCUCCUGCCCCUCCAGCACCGCCUCCUCCUCCACCUUCCUGGCACAGAGACACUCGAGCCUGGUGCAGCCGCUGUGUGUCAGCCCACAGAGGACUCAGAGUCCAAUCUACAGUCAGAACUACUCAGGGAAUGGAGUUGCUCCUACUUUUGUGAAGUGCCUCCAUGACGUGUCCACAGUGAAGGGGCAGCUGGUGGUCCUGGAGUGCAGACUGAGGGGGACUCCUCCCCUGCAGGUCAUUUGGUACCGAGAGGACGAACAAGUGCUGGACUCUGAUGAUUUUAGGAUACUGCGCAAGAAGGCCAGCUCUGCAUCAGUGCCAGAGGAGCUGUGCACACUGGUGAUCACAGAGGCCUUUCCUGAAGACUCUGGUCUGUUUAAAUGUGUGGCCAUCAACUCCUUCGGCACAGUGUCCUGCUCUGCAAUCCUGGAAGUUUACGAAGACCUGGAGGAGCAGCUGGAGAUCGAGGCCGUUCAUCAUCAGGAAGCAGUGUCUCUCAGACAGAAAGAGGAGGCUCUGUUCCAACAGGAGACUUCCUCCUCCUUAAAGAGCAGUGAGGACUUUCCCUUUGAGCUGCCGGACUCCACGACCCUCCCCCCUCCUGAGUGGCCUGACAGCCCUCCAGAGGAUAACAUCCCUCUGGCAGAGUUUCCAGAGCCCCAGCUGGCCAACCACUCCUCUAAAGAACCCUUGGGCCGCAGCGAAGAGUCAGAGGGACAAAGGACACCAGAGAUUACUGUCCUCUCUUUUACGCCCAGCCCUCCCCCUCCACCCUCACCCACACCACCACCACCACCAACUGAAGUCAAGGAUACAAACCAAACACCAAAGCUCUUCAGCCCAAGCAAGCUCAGUUUCACUUCCUCCCAGCCAGGAGGCAACAACAUGAACCUGUCAGACCUGCCAUCCUUCACUCCCAGCACCUUCCCUCCCAGUGCCUUUAACUAUGAGCGACCAAGGCACUUUAUUCAGUCACAACCUUCCUUCCAGGCACCCAGUUAUGAAAGUGUCGUGAGGGAGGCCCAGGAGAACCAAAAUAACGCCCAACUGAACCUCAACAGUCCCAAGAAUAGUCAAAAUGUUACAGAGACACAGAGUCAAACUAAAAAGGUGUCCGCACAAAAUCAGUCUUUCUCUCAAACUCAGUCAGUGUCCAAGUCCUUGUCCCAGACGCAGACCCAGUUUCAGUCACUAAGCCUUGGUCAGAACCAUGCCCAGUCUGUUGCUCAGACCCAGAUCCACAUCCAGACCCAGGCCAACGGCACGGGCAGGUCCUCUCCCUCCUCAUCCAGUCUCAGCUCUCCUAUCUCCACCCCGGCCUCCUCUGCUGCACCUCCUUUUUCCUCCACUGCCCCCUUACUCAGUCCCUCUGACUCCUCCACCUCUCCCUCCUCCCCUUUCUCGGCAUCCUCCGCCACUCUCCCCCACACCACCUCUCCCCCCUCCCCUUUCUCAGCAUCCUCCCCCUCUCUCCCCCAUACCACCUUUCCCCCCUCCCCUUUUUCUGCAUCUUCCUCCACUCUCCCCCGCACCACCAUGCGUUCCACCAUCACCCUCACCCCCAGCAUCCCCAGUGCCACCGGCCUCGGCAGUGCCACCCUGCCAGCAAACCAGGACAACAUGUCAGCACCUGCUGCUUUCCUUUGCUCCGUACUGCCCUCCCAGUCUGCUUUCUCCCCGUUCUCCUCCCCCAAGCUGUCUCCCAACUCUAACCUGCCCCGCCCCUCCACCUCCCCCAGCCGUUCCCCACUCUCCCCCUCCAGCCCUCUCCUUCCCUUGAGGGCCUCCUCCUCUCCUUCCUCCCUGCCUCAGCAGCCUCUCCAAGUGUCCCCUUCCUUCCCUCACUCCCCUCUCUCUCCAUCCUCCUCCUCUCUUUCACAACCUAACACUCCCAACAGUCAGAACAGGGUACCACCUGCUGUGGUCUCCCUGCCCGCCAGCUACAAGGGGACGCCAAACAUCCUUCCCAAGCCCAUCCUAAAGAAGUCUGUAGCUCCUCGGCCUUCCUCCUCUCGCUCAACGGAUGACGAGAUCCAGGGCUCUAAAGACGCCCUCAUCCAGGACCUGGAAAAGAAGCUGCGCUCAAAGGAGGCCAGGAGGAGAACCAGUCAGAAACUGUCCUAUGAGGAGCGCAUGGCUCGUAGGCUGCUGGGUCCAGACAACGCCACCAACAUGUUUGACCAAGACAAUCUUUCAGACUCACAACUUGACCAGCCAGAGUCACCAGAAGGAAGACACACAGGUGGACUGUGGGGGAGGCACCACUCAGGGACAGAUGAGAGGGCAAAUGAGGGCCCAGCUAUCCAGGAGAAAUGUUAUGCUCCUCGCUUCCUGCAGAUCCCUCCAGACCUCACUGUAGAGGAGGGACGCUUCUGUAGGAUCGACUUCAAGGUUGGAGGCCUCCCUACACCAGACGUCUGCUGGUAUCUGGACGGUAAAGCCAUUCGUCCAGACGACUACCACAAGAUGUUGGUGUGUGAAAAGGGGAUGCACUCGUUCAUCAUAGAGAUUGUCACAGUGCACCAUGCCGGAGUGUAUGAGUGUGUGGCCCGGAACCGAGCAGGAGAGAGCAGAUUUAGCAUGAAGCUCGAUGUAUUAGCCCAGGAGGCUCUGCGUCCUCCCACCUUUGUCCAGAAGAUGUUGAACUCCAGAGCCCUAGAGGGUGAUACUGUCAGGCUAGAGUGUAAAGUAGAAGCUUCUCCUCCUCCACAGCUCUUCUGGAAGAAAGAUAAAGAUAUGCUGCGCAUUGACCCACACAGAAUGAGUCUGUAUCAGGACGGCUCAGGCCGACAGUGCUUGUUGAUAGAGAGGGUGAUGAAGUCUGAUGCUGGCUGGUACACUCUCUCUGCCAUCAAUGAAGCUGGCAUGUCCACAUGUAACGCAAGGCUGGAUGUAGGCACUCGCACAGCAGCACCCAUGAAGACGGCGCCCCCUGGCUCCAAGACGCUGAAGCUGCUGUCGUCUCUGAGCCACGUGCCUUCUCUGACUGUGGAGAGUCCUGCUCAGCACACCGCCCCGCUGUAUGAGAGUGAGGAGCUGUAGAGACACACUAAAUCCAAUCCCUAUCACACAUCUCAAAAAUGGACCGGAGCCUGUAUUAACUGUCAUGUUGAGUGCUUAUAAUGAAGCUUUGGUUCAGAAUACAGAGUAACAGCCGUGUAGCGGAGAGUACUGAGGCCGAUACGGGUCAGGUUCAUUAAAGAAGCUACUUUUGGGUUGUGAUGUGGUAUUGUAGAAUUUUCUCAUUUGGAAAAACAUUUGAUUGUCUUGCUAACAUGUUGAAAACUGCCCUUCCUCCUCUCAUGACAUUUUAUGUGUUUUUAAAUAUUUGGAGGAACCUACAACCCUAACCAUAUGGAGAGACAUCUUUACUAUUCAAGUGCCUUCUGAGGUAAAAUAAUCUCACCUUAUCUUAUUCACCUGCUGCUGUUUGUCACCACUGGGCCUAUCCUUUGUCCAUAUGUACAGCUCAUGUUUGAUACAUGUCUGUGAGCCUCUCUACGUCUGUCCUCAUGUCUGCUCUGCGCUCAGCAACAUGGUGUAGGUCAUGGAUGUAUUAAUAGAGCCAGAUACAGUGUGGCAGAGUCAGACCUGCUGCCAGUUUUAUCUCAGUGGCCAGCCUCAGUGCUUCCCCCAACAGGGAACUAAUGACGGAUUUAAUUUAUAACUACUUGGAUUGAGCUCUUUCAACUACACUACACACAAUCCAAAACUACCAACAUCUAUCACUGCACUUUAAUCCUGACAACUGUCUGCUUGUCACUUACUGCCUCCUCCAGCUUGCAGCUGAAUCAGGGUGAUUUAGUGUCUGAGCCUCUGGAUUUAAACGUGUUCUCUGAGUCACAGCUGCUGUUGCUUCUGAUAAUGUGUGUCUGUAAAGUUAGAUAAAGAAAGUCAGAGUUUUAACUAACCUGCUCACCUCUUGUUUAAAGAUACCACCAUCGGUUACUGCUCAGAUUCCCUGCUGUCACAUAAAUUCUGCCUAAUACAUGUUUUUAAAGAUGUCUGAUAUACAGUGUAUGUGAAUGAAGCUAUUUAAGUUAUUAGUGUCAGCAUUGAGACUUUGAAGUUGCCCCCCCACCUCCCACCUGUAACCAGAGGUGUAUAGUGUGAGUUGGGCAGAGAGCACAGGCUGCCAUCCUGAUAUCCAGCUGAACUGAACACAACCUGAUCUGCUCUCAACAGACCUGUUUACAUUUCAUCACAUCUGCAGUGCAGAGAAGACGUUUUACACUUUCCUCGCCAUCGUUAAGUCUGUAUGUUCAGUCAGAAAACAGCUAUCAGUGUGUCGGCCUCUGCCCAUAUUUGCCAAACUCUUCAUUUCUGACCAGAGCCUUAACGUAUGCUGUAUCACAAAGAGGCUCGAUUUGCCUGCUUACCUUGGAAAUGCUUGUUACUGCCAGACAUAAACUAACCUCACAAAAACCUGGUAAUUUUGGCUGGAUCUGCAUGCAAACUGAAUAUCUGGUAUUUAACCCUGUAUGGCUGCAGCUCAGUCAGCCAAAAAAGUAAAUGAAAGCUGAUUUCAUGGUUCAAAUAUAUAGACUGAGGACUAGUGGUUCUAUAUGUUUUACCACAGUAUGAUGUUUGGAUCAAACAGGGUUAAACGUUGGAUUUGCUUGAAGCACCAGAGUAGUUUUGGUAAGUUUGGUCCUUUCUGUUGAGAUUUGAAAUUGCAGGUAUUAGCGUGUAUUCUCAAGUACUGUUUGUUGUGUAAGAACUUCUACAUAUCACUGGAUGAAUGAGAAAUAAAAUUUACGGUGACCUUGA
Messenger RNA from Acanthopagrus latus (yellowfin seabream), 5039 nucleotides. It is a transcript of the gene myot, whose product is annotated as myotilin. NCBI's taxonomy places the organism in Eukaryota, Metazoa, Chordata, Actinopteri, Spariformes, Sparidae. Gene Ontology annotation, molecular function: cell-cell adhesion mediator activity. Gene Ontology annotation, biological process: axon guidance; homophilic cell-cell adhesion; dendrite self-avoidance. The coding region runs from base 177 to 3311 and encodes 1044 amino acids. The record is from RefSeq and is a predicted model, not a curated record. The transcript is spliced from 18 exons. Gene Ontology annotation, cellular component: axon; plasma membrane.